AUGGGUUAUAACAGGUUCUGCUGUACAACUGUUCCCCAUCCUCGCACACAUCGUUGGAAAUCGCGGAGUCCAUCAUACCCGCAAAGAUGUUGGUCCCGCCUUUCCCCUAGACUUGCUUUUGCAACUCAUCCCUUCGGUCUUUGGGGGACCACCUCUCUUGAUCACCUCAAACAACACACCACCGUUGUCUGUGACACCGGGGACUUUGAAAGUAUUGCCCAGUACAAGCCCCAGGAUGCUACUACGAAUCCCUCAUUAAUCCUUGCAGCCGUCAAGAAACCGGCCUACGCCAAGUUGGUUGAUGUCGCCGUUCAAUAUGGAAAGGCUCAGGGAGGUUCAUUAGAUAACCAAGUCGAUGCGACAGUUGACAGACUUUUAGUCGAAUUUGGAAAAGAGAUUCUCGCUUUGAUUCCUGGCCGAGUGUCGACCGAAGUCGAUGCGCGAUUCUCAUUCGACAAGGAAGCCACCAAGCGCAAGGCACUCCACCUAAUUGAACUCUACAAGACGGUAGGAAUCGACAAGGAUCGUGUCUUGAUCAAGAUUGCCUCAUCCUGGGAGGGCAUCCAGGCUGCUAGAGAGCUCGAAAAGGAUCACAACAUCCACUGCAACUUGACCCUUCUUUUUGGUUUCGGUCAGGCAGUUGCCUGUGCUGAAGCUGGAGUCACCCUCAUUUCCCCUUUUGUGGGCCGAAUCUUGGACUGGUACAAGGCCAAGAAGCCGGACGCUUCUUACGAUGGUGCUGCCGAUCCGGGCGUUCAAUCGGUGCAAAAGAUAUACCGAUACUACAAACAAGAAGGUUACAAAACCAUUGUAAUGGGUGCCUCCUUCCGCAACAUUGGCGAAAUUGAGCAACUCGUCGGAUGCGACUUUUUGACCAUUUCACCUGCGCUAUUGGAUCAACUCCACAAGUCGGACAAGAAGAUUGAGCAAAAGCUCAGCGCCGCUCAAGCUACCACUGGUGAAAAGUUGCCAAAGGUAUCUUACGUAAAUGACGAGGCCGCGUUCAGAUGGGCCUUAUUCAGUGAGGAAAUGGCAUGGGACAAGCUCCACGAGGGAAUUCGAAAGUUUGCUGAAGAUGCCGAAACCUUGAAGGCCAUGCUGAAAGAAAAACUUCAAAAGUAA
This is a messenger RNA of Puccinia triticina, 1122 nucleotides long. RefSeq lists its product as uncharacterized. Gene Ontology annotation, biological process: pentose-phosphate shunt; carbohydrate metabolic process; pentose-phosphate shunt, non-oxidative branch. Bases 1 to 1122 code for a protein of 373 amino acids. The transcript has 8 exons. Lineage: Eukaryota; Fungi; Basidiomycota; Pucciniomycetes; Pucciniales; Pucciniaceae. The record is from RefSeq and is a predicted model, not a curated record. Gene Ontology annotation, cellular component: intracellular anatomical structure; cytoplasm. Gene Ontology annotation, molecular function: transaldolase activity.